AGGGUUCAGAGAUGGGCAGUGAGAAGGAGCAGAGUCAAGAACCACACCUGCCUGAGGAAAGGCAAGGGGGUAAGCCUUGGAGAGUGGAUGGCUCACAGGGUUCUCGGAUCCCAGCUGGGGAAAAGGAGGAUGGGCAAGAACACCCAUCGAAGGGGCCACAAGGAACAUGUCCAAAAAAGCCAUGGCAGAAAGUCAUUACUUCAGCAGGAGGGCCAGGGGACCCCAGGGCACAUCCAAAGCCUGAGGCAGACCAGAAGCCUUUUGCAUGUCCCCAGUGUGGCAAAACCGUCAAUAAUACCUCCACCCUGAAAACACACCAGCGAAUCCACACUGGUGAGAAGCCCUGUAAGUGUUCCGAAUGUGGCAAGAGCUUUUCAAGAAGCUCCAAUCGUAUUCGGCAUGAGCGGAUCCACCUGGAAGAGAAGCACUAUAAAUGUCCCAAGUGUCAGGAAAGCUUCCGGCGGCGCUCAGACCUCACUACACAUCAGCAAGAUCACCUGGGCAAGCGGCCAUACCACUGUGACAUCUGUGGAAAGAGCUUCAGUCAGAGUGUCACCUUGGCCGUCCAUCACCGAACCCACCUGGAGCCAGCACCCUACAUCUGCUGUGAGUGCGGGAAGAGCUUCAGCAACAGCUCCAACUUUGGAGCGCACCACCGCACGCACACGGGGGAGAGGCCAUACGAGUGUGCGGAGUGUGGGCGGACCUUCAGCGACAUCUCCAACUUUGGAGCGCACCAAAGGACCCACAGAGGGGAGAAACCCUAUCGUUGCACCCUGUGUGGGAAGCACUUCUCCCGAAGCUCAAAUCUCAUCCGCCACCAGAAAACACACACUGGUGAGCAGUCCGAAAAGAGUAGUUAAAGGAGAGCCCCAUUUACAGGGCGGGGGACAGAAUGAAAGAUUUUAGUAGAGAAAGAAGGUCUUUAGGAUCUGCUGCUGCCCUGCUUGACCUUGGCCCUUCAUUCCACUUUGGAGAAUGACUUCUUGUUGUUUCUGAAAUCAGGAUGUCCAGGAAGUCCUGAGAAAGGACUCUAAGUAAAAAACCUUGUCUUCUCCCAGGAAGUUAUUUGCCUUGGAAAAUCAGAGGAUCCAGUCAUGGCUUCAUCUCCUUGGGAGUGACAGAGAGGUGGGAUAAGCUCAGAAUGUGUUCUGAGCUUAUAUCACAAAGGCUGCAUCCUCUGGUCUUUAAGGAAACACCUGUAUGAUGGUGUCACUGUUUGCAGGCCUCCAGAUAGUCUGUGAACUGCUUAAGGCAUACUGCAGAGGCCUGCUAGAUCAUGCCUGCUGUGCCCCCACCCAAGUGUGCUUCUCCAUGUCUAGGCUGAGGAGUGGCCCUCCUAAUGGGAACGGCCCCCUUAGUCCAAGAAGAGACUUGAGGUCCCGCCUUAGGAAUGAAAGGAGAGCUCUCAGGGAUCCACGAUCCAGCGACCUCCCGC
Messenger RNA from Octodon degus (degu), 1438 nucleotides. Its product is annotated as zinc finger protein 691-like. The record is from RefSeq and is a predicted model, not a curated record. Bases 12 to 863 code for a protein of 283 amino acids. Gene Ontology annotation, biological process: regulation of transcription by RNA polymerase II. Lineage: Eukaryota; Metazoa; Chordata; Mammalia; Rodentia; Octodontidae. Gene Ontology annotation, molecular function: DNA-binding transcription factor activity; RNA polymerase II cis-regulatory region sequence-specific DNA binding. The transcript has a single exon.